AUGCCUCACGGCUGCGACUGGCCGGCGCCUCGGCGCGUCAGCUCGGCUCGGCGUAGCGAUAGUGGCCAGCGCAACUCGCCUGGACUCAACGCUCAGCCAGGAGCUCCCGCACGCGCUGGCGCGAGGCAUGGCGCAUGCAACGCGCAGCAAUGCUCUCCUCGCCUCGCGCAAAUGCGACCGUCCUCGCAGCCGACAGUCCACCGCCUGCUAAAGAAGCACUGCGACGAAUGCGGCACCGGCGACACAUGGCAGGCUGGCACUGCCGUCCAGUCGGCGAAGGGACGGCUGCUGCGCAAAAUGGCAAGCGGAGCCUACCCACGUGGCGCGCGGGUGCCCUCGGCUUACGGACCGAGUCGCACGAGGCUCACAUAA
Messenger RNA from Emiliania huxleyi CCMP1516, 372 nucleotides. RefSeq lists its product as hypothetical. NCBI's taxonomy places the organism in Eukaryota, Haptophyta, Isochrysidales, Noelaerhabdaceae. The coding region runs from base 1 to 372 and encodes 123 amino acids. The transcript has 3 exons. The record is from RefSeq and is a predicted model, not a curated record.